Messenger RNA from Eutrema salsugineum, 1406 nucleotides. RefSeq names its product putative E3 ubiquitin-protein ligase XBAT35. Lineage: Eukaryota; Viridiplantae; Streptophyta; Magnoliopsida; Brassicales; Brassicaceae. The record is from RefSeq and is a predicted model, not a curated record. The transcript is spliced from 10 exons. Gene Ontology annotation, molecular function: protein binding. Bases 90 to 1229 code for a protein of 379 amino acids.
CUUUUCGUUUUGCAAUCUUAUAUAUAGAAUGAGUUUCUGUUUUUCAUUCAUCACUUUAUUCAUUUCGAUUUUUCUAAUUCUGUGUGAUAAUGGGUCAACUGUUUGAACAAGUGAGUCACAAGGAUAACGAAGAUACCAAAUCCCUUGGCCAUGAAGAUGCAGGACUCGAGUGGGUUGAUAAAGAAGGAAGAACGCCAUUUAUCUUAGCUUGUACGAAAUUAAAGCUAUUUGAUGGUGAAAAAACUCUGCUUCAGUUGGGUUCCGAUGUCAAUGCUUUUCGUUUUGAUUGCAAUGGUGAGACUCCUCUGCACCAUGCUGCAAAUAUAGGUCUUGAAAACACGGUUAAGUUACUUCUAUCCCACGGUGCAAAUCCACUGGUUUUGAAUGAUGAUUUUCAGACACCUCUUGAAGUUGCUAGAGCUCAAGGUUACAGUAAUAUUGUACGCACAAUUGAGAGUCACAUAUGUUUGUUCUCUGGUUGGAUGCGUGAAUUUUAUGGCCCUAGCUAUGUUGAAUUGUUUGCUCCCCAGCUUCUUUCAAGAAGAGUAUGGGUAGUUAUCGUACCAACUGGUUCACAAAAUCCUACAAAGCCUUUCAAGUUGGAGUUGGUUGUGUAUGCUAGUCUUCAGGAUGCACAACCAAGGACGGUGAUCCCUUUGUGGAAAGCCAAGUUGGAGGAACCAAAAUCAGAUCAGUCUGAUGCUUCAGUGAUGAUUGGUAAUAACUCCACAAGUCCAACGCGCAAGAGGCAAAGAAGAAGGGGAUACAUCUCUCAUGCAAGGCGUUGGGCUCAAGUAGAUUGGCAAAUGCGGCUUAAGCUGGCACCUGCGAAGAGAGGCGACAUCCAACAGCUAAAUUGGUUUUGCGAGGCGUGUAAAGGAAUUCCACAGCCAUUGAAUCCUCCAAUAUGUGAAAACAACGUUUCCAAUGAGGUUGCGCCAUCAGUUUAUCCUUUGAGAGCUGUAGCGGCAGUAGAAGACGGUUCCAUACACUAUCCAUCGGUCGAUGUCGACCUCUCACUCCCUUGUGAAAAAUGUGAGGAUAAAGAAGAUGGUGGAGGAUCUAGAGUGUGUGUAAUAUGUGUGGAUUCAUCAUCUGAAGCAGUGUGUGUGCCGUGUGGACAUGUUGCUGGAUGCGUUUCUUGUUUGAAAGAGAUCAAAGACAAGAAAUUGGGAUGUCCUGUCUGUCGCGCUGAUAUUGAUCAGGUUGUUAAGCUAUACCAUGUUUGAAACACGAAAGGACAGAGGGAUCAUGGGUAGUUUGUCUAUGUUUAUCAUCUAUUUCUCUGUUACAACUUACAAGUUAUUAGAGUCCAUUUUUUUAUCUCUUAUGGAUUUGAACUCAUUCCGUUACUCCAAAAAAUUUUCUAUUGUACUAGUGUUUUAUGCUUUAUUUGAAGUUUCAAA